GGCUCGGGGCCGCCGCGCUGGGCUGGGCUCCGCGCCCCUUCCCUCUUCCCUCGCCUUGCCUCGCUGGGCUCCCCUCCCCCCGGGCGCUGCCUCCGCACAGGCCCGAGCCGCUGCCGCCGGCUUGUUGUCGGCCUCAUCCCCCCCUCCUCUCCGCAAAUUAGGAAUCGGGGCUAAUUGUCCCCCGCUGCCCCCCCCGCCCCCGGAACCUGCACUUCGCAUCUCGCCGUGGCUUUUUUUUUUCUUCCUCGCUCUUUGCCGUUUGUGCCUCCAAACGCUACUUUGCGUGGAAGAAGGAGAAGGGAAAAAGUUGGGAGCGGAUGGCUGUAGUUUCUUCUCUGGGAUCCUCAUUCAUUCCUCGCUGAACCUCCUGUUGCAUAAAUGAUGCUCCGGGAGAGAGGCUUUGCCUUUUUUUUUCUCCUCCGGAUUUGGGUUUAAGAGUGGAUGUUGCCGGGUUUGUGUGAUUUUGCUAAAAUGCAUCACCAACAGCGAAUGGCUGCCUUAGGGACGGACAAAGAACUGAGUGAUUUACUGGAUUUCAGUGCGAUGUUUUCACCUCCUGUGAGCAGCGGGAAAAAUGGACCAACUUCCUUGGCAAGUGGACAUUUUACUGGCUCAAAUGUAGAAGACAGAACUAGCUCAGGGUCCUGGGGGAAUGCAGGACAUCCGAGUCCAUCCAGGAACUAUGGAGAUGGGACUCACUAUGACCACAUGGCGAGCAGGGACCUCGGCUCACAUGACAAUCUCUCUCCUCCCUUUGUCAAUUCCAGAAUACAAAGUAAAACAGAACGAGGUUCCUACUCCUCGUACGGUCGCGAUUCCAACCUCCAGGGCUGCCACCAGCAGAGCCUGCUGGCCGGGGAGCUGGAGCUGGCCACGCCCGGGGCGCUGUCCCCCAGCAAGCCGGGCUCGCAGUUCUACCAGUACGGGGGCAGCGCCCGCCGGAGACCCCUGCACGGCUCCUCCAUGGAAGUUCAGACAAAGAAAGUUCGCAAGGUGCCCCCGGGUUUGCCGUCCUCUGUUUACGCUCCGUCCGCCAGCCCGGCCGAGUUCAGCUCCAAAGGCGCCGCCAGCGCUUUCCCCUCCUCCUUCUUCAUGCAAGACGGGCACCACGGCGGCGAGGGCUGGAGCUCCUCGGGCACCAUGGGCCAGGCUGGGUACUCGGGGAUGUUGGGCAAUUCCUCCCAUUCGCACCUGGGCACCUCCAACUACUGCAGCCUGCACCCCCACGAGAGGCUGACGUACCCUGCGCACUCCUCGGCCGAGCUGAGCUCGGCGCUGCCGCCGAUGUCGUCGUUUCACCGCGGCGCCUCCAACGCCUUCGGCUCCUCCUGCACCCCCCCGGCCAACGGCGCCGAGCCCCUCCUGGCUCGAGGCGGCGCAGGGGGGAGUUCGCAGACCGGGGACGCGUUGGGCAAAGCUUUGGCGUCCAUUUACUCUCCAGACCACACCAACAGCAGCUUCCCCUCCAACCCCUCCACUCCCGUCGGCUCGCCCCCUUCGCUCGCAGGGACAGCUGCUUGGGCCCGGAAUGGAGGUCAGGCGUCUUCAUCUCCCAAUUAUGAGGGGCCCUUGCACUCCUUGCAGAGCCGCAUCGAGGACCGCCUGGAGCGCCUGGACGAUCAGAGCAAAUCCCGAGGACGCCUGGAGCGCGCUGGAUGA
Messenger RNA from Camarhynchus parvulus, 1659 nucleotides. It is a transcript of the gene TCF4, whose product is annotated as transcription factor 4. Bases 442 to 1659 code for a protein of 405 amino acids. Gene Ontology annotation, molecular function: RNA polymerase II cis-regulatory region sequence-specific DNA binding; DNA-binding transcription factor activity, RNA polymerase II-specific. Gene Ontology annotation, biological process: regulation of transcription by RNA polymerase II. The record is from RefSeq and is a predicted model, not a curated record. Lineage: Eukaryota; Metazoa; Chordata; Aves; Passeriformes; Thraupidae. Gene Ontology annotation, cellular component: transcription regulator complex. The transcript has 16 exons.